Molecule: messenger RNA, 3050 nt
Organism: Colias croceus (clouded yellow)
Lineage: Eukaryota; Metazoa; Arthropoda; Insecta; Lepidoptera; Pieridae
Product: probable G-protein coupled receptor 158
Exons: 12
Coding region: 12-2990 (992 amino acids)
Biological process (GO): G protein-coupled receptor signaling pathway
Cellular component (GO): membrane
Molecular function (GO): G protein-coupled receptor activity
Source: RefSeq, a predicted model, not a curated record
GUGAUGUCAAAAUGCGGACGCUCGUCCUUAUAUACUUCGCGACGUUAGUGCAGUGCGAUUUUAAAAGUGAGGUAAAACAUUUGAGACACGCUCGGACUUUAAUACGACAUGGGAGGUCGAGAGUGCAUUUCACGCGGCUUCAUACGCGGGCGCGCGAUCUGGUCGCGCAAGUUAUAGAGGCUGAGACGAGCAGUGAACUAGAAGGCAUAGACAAAUCUGGUGAAGACCCUGUUAUAGCGGCCUUAAGACCGUACGGGGCUCCAGACGAGGACGGGUACACUACACCUGACACAUUCCAAAAGUAUUUCGGCAAUUACUCCGGAACAUUCCACCGGGAUACACUAGACGACGUAUCCUUAUUAGAUCAUUUAAUAAACGUUGAACACAGUUACGAUAACGAAACACAAAGGAUAAUGGCGGACGAUUCCGACGCAGUUAGAGACAGCAUAGUUAAUGAUACGAGUCAGUCAGAUAACGCGACAGUUGUUAAAGCCGUGCACGAAGACGUAGUUACUAAAUUCCUAAGAUUAAUUGAAACGCAGCAUUUGCUAGGCGAGAAUUGCACAGCUGGGACGCACUUGAAUUUAGGUGAAGGUGUUGUAGACAGGUACGCUCAAGAGAGAUUUAGGAUAGAAGCAGAUGUGGCAGUAAACAGAGCUAAUAUGCUAACGAGAUUAUGGAAGUAUGCCGGGCCGUCAGUGAUGCAUAACGAAUAUCUUUUACAUGCAAGCGUUUUUUCUAUGGUUGAAUUUGAUGACGACGUGUUUGCGGCGGGCAAUUGUUAUGAUCAAUAUCAGUAUAAGGAUUACCAGUUAUUCUGUCCCUUCGCGUACCGUUUACCGGAAGGGCCGAUAUUGGCAAAGGAUCUGGCUGUCGAGUACAAAUAUUUAAGCAACACGUCCGAAUGGUUUUACAUCGCCCGCAAGAACGCUGAGCGCGUGAUCCGCAAUCACAAUCAGUUUAGACGAGGUUACAACACAUACACCUACAACGAUACAGCGCACACAGAGAGGGAACAAGAUGAGAUCUUAGCUGUGACGUAUGACGAUGGCAAAUGGUCGAAGCCGUACUACGACUGCGGUGGUGGCAACAUAUGGAUGUUGACAUACACUGUACCUUUCUUUGGAUACAACAAUGGAACGUAUUUUUUCAAAGGCACAAGUGGCAUCGACAUCGAUCUCCGUCGAGUGGACAUCGACCAGUGCCCUCUGAAGCCGGGAUCCACGCAGCUGAAUAUAUUUGCUGGUACUGAUAAGUGCAAGAAGAGUACUACUGAGUGUGUCCCCGUCCCUGGUCUGGGUUUCCGCCGCGGCUCCUACCGCUGCGUGUGUCGAAGAGGUUUCUACUUUCCCAACACCACUGCUGAGAAUAGGUUUUACAAUGGCAGCGUCAUUGAGGAGGAGUAUGAGAAACAUUUACAGCACCACCACAGCCUAUACUCCAAGAGAUCAGCCUUCCAAUGCCUCCCUUGUGCGGAGGGUUGCGAGGCCUGCAUCGACGGCUCCCCCUGUGUAGCGGCCCUUAACUGGGUGGUCCGGACAACGAUAUUCGCGCUUGCCUGCCUCGUGAUAUCCUGCCUGCCUUUUAUUGUGUACUUCACGAUUAAAUAUGGACAUGUUAGGGUAGUCCGCGCAGCCAGCCCCGCUCUCCUUCGCGUGAUUGUGCUUGGCGCGCUGCUCAUCUACUGCACCACCCUGGUGAUGUAUGGCAGACCAACGGUGUUCACCUGCACCGCGAGGGUCUGGCUGCGGGAGGUGGGGUUCUGCUUGACGUAUGGUGCCCUGAUGUUGAAGACAUGGAGAAUAUCCGUAAUCUUCCAAGUACGGUCAGCAAAAGCGGUCAAGAUAUCAGACAUGUACCUACUGCGUCGCAUUGGUGUGAUUGUUGGCGUGGCGUGCGUUCUGCUGUCCAUACGAACGCUGGUCGCGCCGCCUGCGGUGAUAGUUGGCAGAACUAAGGAGGAUCUCAAGGCGUACCUCUGUAAUACAGAUUGGUGGGACCACUCUUUUACUACACUGGAGGUGAUAUUCCUAAUGUGGGGGAUCCGUCUUUGCAUCAUGGUGAGGAAAGCGCCCUCGGAGUUCAACGAGAGCCGCUUCAUAUCCAUGGCCAUUUACAACGAGUUCCUGCUAUCUGUAUUUCUUAAUAUAUCUAUGUUAUUCCUUCAGUCACCAGCGAAUCCCGACCUCCUGUAUAUAAUAUUCUUCUGCCACACACAACUAACUGUGACUCUGCUGCUUUGCUUUAUUUUUGGGAGCAAGGCAUACAUGGUCUACAAAGGACAAGGAAAAGACGAUCGGGAGAAGACUGGCAAGUUCAGGUCGAAGCCAGCCGAGUCCACUUACACCAUGACGACCAAUAGGAGUACUCGCUUCUGUGAUAAUAUGACUGAGAGGGAGUUAGAGGACGAGUUCAAAAAAAUAUGCAAUCAGCUAGAGAAACUAAGGGAACGUUGCAUACCAGUUAAUAAUAUACCAAGGAAGAUAACAGCAAUGUUGGAUGCUGCUGCUCUGCAUGAGCGGAAACCUGGUGCUUCUGAUUCAGCACCACUUAAACUAAAUACAGUAUUCAGCGCUGUGGCUGACAGACUCAUGUGUACUGUAACACCAGCAGAAGAAUCGAGCAGUAGCGGUAGAGACCUUCCCUUUGAUGCCCCGCCAUCUUACAAACAAAAAUUCACACCCACCAAGAGUGUAGAAAAUAGCAACGCAGAACAGAGCCAAACAGAUGUUACCACAGAUUCUCCAAAACGAAAAACAGAAGAAGAAAAAGAAAACGGUGUGUUCAAGAUUUCGGGAGAAGCCAACUGUGGUGAUAUACGUCCGCCAGAAGUGAACAGAAAUGGUUAUAAGAAUGAUAAAAGAGAAGAAGUCAGGUGUAGCCCGAGCAGUUCAGAAGUUAGGAGCGUGCGUUCGGGCCACGCUAGGACUCAUGCAAUAGUUAUAAAUUUGGAUGAUAAAAGUCGUUUUACUGAAGAAGUCACUGUUUAAAGACUGUACUUAGAAAUCAGUUGCGUUACGACGGAUGGUUUUUGUGAUGUUUUAUUAAGA